UACAUAAGACGCGCAAGGAACAUGCGUGAAAUGGUCCAUAGAACUUUGAAAAGUUUUUAUUUAGAUUAGAAAAAAAGAGUUGUAGCAAUAUGACUGCAACUUGGAAGAGGAUGCUCAGGCCGUUGCUUCCGCAUGCACAUUAAAUGGAACGCCGGAAAGCUCACGUGUAGGUCAAGGCGAAAAUGUUCAGGUGAUUAAUGUCGCAUACAGUGAUCUUGGGACACCUUCGAUAGCAGUGAGCAGGAUGGUAUGGGCGAAUACGUACCGAUUGGGCUGUGAGAUUGGUGAUUGUGGCUCAAACACAUUGGUUGUGUGUCGCUAUAGUCCAAAAGGGAACAAUAUCGGCGAGACUGUCUACAACCCCGGAGCUACAGCUUCGGCGUGUGCUUUGCCCUCAUCAGGAUAUCCUGGUACUUUGUGCGGAUAA
Messenger RNA from Strongylus vulgaris, 427 nucleotides. NCBI's taxonomy places the organism in Eukaryota, Metazoa, Nematoda, Chromadorea, Rhabditida, Strongylidae. The record is from the annotation of a GenBank genome assembly.